This is a messenger RNA of Ctenopharyngodon idella (grass carp), 243 nucleotides long. RefSeq names its product histone H2B-like. The transcript is spliced from 2 exons. Gene Ontology annotation, cellular component: nucleosome. Bases 1 to 243 code for a protein of 80 amino acids. Lineage: Eukaryota; Metazoa; Chordata; Actinopteri; Cypriniformes; Xenocyprididae. The record is from RefSeq and is a predicted model, not a curated record. Gene Ontology annotation, molecular function: protein heterodimerization activity; DNA binding; structural constituent of chromatin.
AUGCCUGAACCAGCAAAGUCUGCGCCUAAGAAGGGCUCCAAGAAGGCCGUCACGAAGACCGCCGGUAAGGGAGGAAAGAAGCGCAAGAGGUCCAGGAAGGAGAGUUACGCUAUCUACGUCUACAAAGUCCUUGAAGCAGAGAGAUCCAGACCGCCGUGCGUCUGCUGCUUGCCCGGAGAGCUGGCCAAACACGCCGUGUCCGAGGGCACCAAGGCAGUGACCAAGUACACCAGCUCCAAGUAG